AUGGCCAAUUUCAAACCACAUACAAAGGCCAUGUUCACACGGCUCAUUGAGGAAGUCUGGCAUCUUCGAAGCGGCAUUGAGUACUCGGAGAAGGGAAAGAAUUACUACAUGAUCACCUUGUUCUCUAGGGGUGACUAUGACUUCGUGAAGCGUGGAGGACCUUGGAUUUUCAACCAGAACGCACUGAUUGUCACUGACCUACAUGAAUCUUUGCAACCAUCUGAAACAGCCUUGAAUAUAGUGCCAGUUUGGGUGCGCAUCUAUGAUGUACCAUGGGGCAAGCAGAAUGAAAUCUGGGGCUAUAUAUAUGGUGAUGGCUUGGGAAAAACACUGGAGGUGGACGUACCGGCUAGCGAGCAACAGAAAAAGGAGUUCUUUCGGGUGAGAGUUAACUUGCCAUAUGAUCUUCGCUUGCAUACACGAAUUAUUGCGGGGGAGAAGGGCAGACCACAGGAGGCCAAGAUCUUUAAGCUGAAGAAUGAGCAAGUACCCUACUACUGCUCCCAUUGCGGUUUCAUGGGACAUAGAACAUAUGACUGUGAGAAGAGGAGGAUGGGGACACCCUCCUUAGACUAUGAUACCAACGAGCUCAGGUGCAGCCCUUACAAAAAGUUUGAGCACAUAACCUACUAUGUACCACCGGCUGCACCGGUGAAAAGAGGUUUAAGCUUUUCAAGCUUUGGGAGUGUGGGAUCCUUUAAGAAUUUUGAUCAGAACGUGCCUAUGACGCGUAGAAGAAGCAGUAUGACCCCAGACUAUGUACCCUCGCAAGCUGACUCGGUGGAUGAGAAUAAUAGCAUGCCGCCAUUGAUGGAGGAUCCCUUGCAAGAUGGUGUAGUCCUGGAAGAGGCUGAUGUUCCGAUGCAGGCAGAGGUGGAGUCGACCCUUGUGGCACAAGUGGAUGCAAUGCUGGUCACCGCUGAGACGGGAGCACAGACAAAUUAG
This is a messenger RNA of Lolium perenne, 945 nucleotides long. NCBI's taxonomy places the organism in Eukaryota, Viridiplantae, Streptophyta, Magnoliopsida, Poales, Poaceae. The record is from RefSeq and is a predicted model, not a curated record.